AUGGACGUAUUUCUGUGUUUGGGGUUCUUUAUACUUUUGGGCAAUGCUGUUAUAGCUCAUAAAAUUGUAUUAGACUACACCAAUUGCAUAUCGAAAAAUCAUGCAAUUUUCAUAAAUGGUAUUGAAAAUUCAGUUAAAUCUUCAGACCCUCUAGAAGUAGAUAUAAUCCAUCUAGAUCUACCUGGAUUUGAAUAUAUUCUUAAGAAUGCAAAGCUCACUGGAUUGAAAGACUGUGCUGUAACGAAAUUAAGAAUAAACAAGGAAGAAUUAACAUUUGAAUACAACUUGGAGUGUAAGAAAAUAGAAGCAAAUGGACAAUAUAAACUGAAAGGUCGCUUCGGUGAUACUUAUGUUGAAGGAGAGGGUAAUGUAACGGUUACAACUGGACUUUACAUAAUCAAGUUCCGCGGAAACAGCGAGAAAAUUGUUCAUGAUGACAAAAUGGUUUACUCUCAUAUUAAAAACUUCCAACUUGACUUUGAUGCCAAGGAAAAUUUGAAAUUUAAUUUUACAAACUUGUAUGGUGGUGACAAAAAGAAAUCCGAUGCAUUCCACAAGCUUAUAAAUGAAAACUGGAGGUUCACAGACAAAGAAUUACGCUCAGCAGUAUUGACUAAGUUCAUGGAUGUAUUUAUAGAUCAUCUUAAUGAUUACUUAAAAGUUUGGCCGAUCGCAAAAGUAUUUCCGACUAAAUGUGUUCAAAAGUAA
Arctia plantaginis is the source of this 708-nucleotide messenger RNA. The record is from the annotation of a GenBank genome assembly. NCBI's taxonomy places the organism in Eukaryota, Metazoa, Arthropoda, Insecta, Lepidoptera, Erebidae.